Messenger RNA from Lampris incognitus (smalleye Pacific opah), 702 nucleotides. It is a transcript of the gene clrn2, whose product is annotated as clarin 2. NCBI's taxonomy places the organism in Eukaryota, Metazoa, Chordata, Actinopteri, Lampriformes, Lampridae. The record is from RefSeq and is a predicted model, not a curated record. The transcript has 3 exons. Bases 1 to 702 code for a protein of 233 amino acids.
AUGCCCCCUUUGUGGAAAAGGCUGACGUUUUCCGUAGCCUCCGCGCUCUCCAUCGGCUCCGCGGUGCUCCUGGUCGUGGCGCUCUCGACGGAGCGGUGGGUGACGGGACGGAUCCUGUGCAAAACCGGCGCCGACAUCGUCAACGCCUCGGACCUGGAGCUGGAGCAGUUCAUCGGAGACAUUUACUACGGGCUGUUCCAGGGAGGGAAGACUAAGAAGUGCGGGCUCGGGACUCGGCGCUCCAAAAUCUACAUUUUCCCUAAGCUUGCGAGGACACUCAAUAGUGGACUUCACAUGAUGGUCAUUCUCUUCCUGUUGGUUGCCAUAGGCUUUGCCCUUGUCAGCCUCUCCUUCUGUAUUUACAAUGCCCACAAGGUCCCGUACCAGAGUAUCAAAGGACACAAGGGACUCUACCUGUGGAACCUCGCUGCUGCUCUGUGUGGUGCCCUGGGUGUCCUGUGUUUCCUGGCAGCCAUGAGACACCACAGUCUGACGGAGAGAAUUGCCAACUACCGCGAGGGCCUCUUCCUCCUCUCCGUCCUGGACGACGGCCUGGACUGGUCCUUCUGGUUGGGUGUAGCCAGCGUAUUCACACACUUCGCCGUGUGCGGGGUGGUCGCCAUGAGCCGGAUAAAGCUGCCCCAACAACAGAGCAAGAAACCCGAGGAGCCCACCAUCUCUGCUCUAGACCUGCUUUACUGA